AUGAAAACCCUAAUUCUAAACCCCAAUUCCAAACCCCAAUUCCAAACCCCAAACCCCAACUCCAAACUUCAAACCCCAAGCCCAAACAAGAAAACAAAAGAAAAGAAGAAAAGAAGAAAAGAAGAAAAGAAGAAAAGAAGAAAAGAAGAAAAGAAGAAAAGAAGAAAAGAAGAAAAGAAGAAAAGAAGAAAAGAAGAAAAGAAGAAAAGAAGAAAAGAAGAAAAGAAGAAGAAAAGAAGAAGAAAAGAAGAAGAAAAGAAGAAGAAAAGAAGAAUCAAUACUAUAAUACCUAGGUAG
This is a messenger RNA of Botrytis deweyae, 297 nucleotides long. RefSeq lists its product as uncharacterized. The record is from RefSeq and is a predicted model, not a curated record. NCBI's taxonomy places the organism in Eukaryota, Fungi, Ascomycota, Leotiomycetes, Helotiales, Sclerotiniaceae. The transcript has a single exon. Bases 1 to 297 code for a protein of 98 amino acids.